AUGGCAGCGACAGGACCUUUGUAUAUGGGCUUCGACCUUUCCACACAACAGCUGAAAGGCGUUGUUGUAGACUCACAACUCAAGCACAAGCAUGAGGCCAAAGUCGACUUUGACGCCGACUUGGGCGAGAAGUACGGCAUUGAGAAGGGUGUUUUGACAAACCCUUCAGAAGGCGAGAUCUACGCGCCAGUAGGCAUGUGGCUGGAAGCUGUAGACUUGGUCUUGUCAAGACUACGAGAGGACGGUCUUGAUUUCUCACGCGUGAAGGGCGUGUCCGGAGCUGGCAUGCAGCAUGGAACCGUUUUCUGGAGUCAACAAGCUGAGAGCCUUCUCUCAAGUCUGGACGCAAAAAAAUCGCUCGUCGAGCAACUGGAACCCAGCGCAGAGAAGGAUGAGCGUGAAGGCGCAUUCAGCCACCCUCACAGUCCCAACUGGCAAGACCACUCGACUCAGAAGCAGUGCGAUUUGUUCGACGCCGAGCUCGGAAGCCCAGAGACUCUGGCCGACGUGACUGGUAGCGGUGCUCACCACCGUUUCAGUGGCCCUCAGAUUAUGCGAUUCAAGGCCAAGUACCCAGAGCACUACAAGGAGACUUCUCGCAUUUCGCUCGUCUCAUCGUUCCUUGCAUCAGUCUUCCUCGGCAAAUUUGCACCCAUCGACAUCAGCGAUGUCACCGGCAUGAACUUGUGGCACAUCGAGCAGGGCAGAUGGCACGAGAAGUUACUCACUCUGGUAGCAGGAGGCUCGGACGGUGUAUCUGAACUCAAGCACAAGCUCGGCCAUGUUCCUGAGGACGGGGGUGCCAGUUGCGGUCACAUCAGCAACUACUUCGUGCAGCGCUAUGGCUUUGCUCAGGACUGCAACGUUGUUCCCAUGACUGGAGAUAACCCUGCAACUAUCCUUGCUCUUCCCCUUCAGGCUUCAGACGCUAUGGUGUCCCUCGGCACUUCAACCACUUUCCUCAUGAGCACACCACAGUACAAGCCUGAUCCCGCAUACCACUUCAUGAACCACCCCACAACCGCUGGUCUGUAUAUGUUCAUGCUGUGCUACAAGAACGGCGGUCUUGCUCGCGAACACGUCCGUGAUGCCAUCAACGGCAACAAGACCGAUCGCUCAUGGGACAAGUUCAACGAAGUUGCCCUCUCCAACCCUCCCAUGAACCAAAAAUCUUCCUCCGACCCCAUGCGCAUGGGUCUCUACUUCCCUCGCCCAGAAAUCGUACCCAAUGUCCGCGCCGGCCAAUGGCGCUACGAGUACAACUCAUCCUCCAACAAGCUCAACGAGACCUCCGCCGAGCAGAGCGUAGAUGCAGACGCUCGCGGAAUCGUAGAGUCACAAAUGCUGUCUCUGCGUCUGCGUUCCGCAGCUCUGGUCUCUGGCCACGAGAUCGAUGGUAAAAAACUACCUCCCCAACCUCGUCGUGUGUACCUUGUUGGCGGCGGCUCUGCAAACCCCGCCAUCGCACGUAUCAUUGGCGAUGUCUUGGGAGGAGCAGAAGGUAUCUACAAACUCGACAUUGGCGGCAAUGCCUGCGCUUUGGGCGGCGCCUACAAGGCUGUUUGGGGCUGCGAGCGCCGUGGCAAGCAGACCUUUGAGCAACUGGUCGAAGAGCGCUGGGACGAAGAUGCUUUUGUCAAGAGAGUUGCUGAUGGCUACGUCCCUGGUGUCUUUGAGAAGUACGGAGAAGCUCUCAAGGGCUUUGAGGCCAUGGAGAAGGAAGUCGUCGCAUCCACCAACUCGGGCGCCGCAGACAAUGGAGGUGUUGUCAUGAAGAAUGAGAAGGGUCAGGGCGCAGACAACUAG
Molecule: messenger RNA, 1806 nt
Organism: Aureobasidium subglaciale EXF-2481
Lineage: Eukaryota; Fungi; Ascomycota; Dothideomycetes; Dothideales; Saccotheciaceae
Exons: 3
Coding region: 1-1806 (601 amino acids)
Biological process (GO): xylulose metabolic process; D-xylose metabolic process
Cellular component (GO): cytosol
Molecular function (GO): D-xylulokinase activity
Source: RefSeq, a predicted model, not a curated record